AUGGCAGCAGGUGUAGCAGCAUGGCUGCCCUUUGCCAGAGCAGCUGCGAUAGGAUGGAUGCCAGUCGCCAAUUGUCCUAUGCCAUUGGCCCCAUCGGAUAAAAAUAAACGACAGGAUGAGCUGAUAAUUCUUAAUGUGAGUGGCAGGCGCUUCCAGACCUGGAGGACUACCCUGGAAAGGUACCCUGACACUCUGCUUGGCAGCACAGAAAAAGAGUUCUUCUUCAAUGAAGACACAAAGGAGUACUUUUUUGACCGGGACCCCGAUGUCUUUAGGUGUAUCUUAAACUUUUACAGGACUGGCAAACUGCACUACCCAAGAUACGAAUGCAUCUCAGCCUAUGAUGAGGAGCUUGCCUUUUAUGGGAUCCUACCUGAUAUAAUUGGGGACUGCUGCUAUGAAGAGUACAAAGACAGGAAACGGGAAAAUGCUGAGCGGUUGAUGGACGACAGCGACUCUGAGAAUAAGCAAGAGUCUAUGCCAGCCCUGAGCUUCCGGCAGACCAUGUGGCGAGCCUUUGAGAACCCCCAUACCAGCACCUUAGCCUUAGUCUUUUACUAUGUCACCGGCUUCUUCAUUGCCGUCUCUGUGAUCACCAAUGUAGUGGAGACUGUACCAUGUGGCACAGUCCCUGGCAAUAAAGAACUGCCAUGUGGAGAAAGGUACGAAAUGGCUUUUUUCUGCUUGGACACAGCUUGUGUUAUGAUUUUUACAGUUGAGUAUCUAAUGCGACUCUUUGCAGCUCCCAGUCGCUAUAGGUUCAUCAGGAGUGUGAUGAGUAUCAUCGAUGUGGUGGCCAUUAUGCCCUACUAUAUUGGCUUGGUGAUGACAGACAAUGAAGAUGUCAGUGGAGCCUUUGUGACUCUGAGGGUUUUCAGGGUGUUUCGGAUUUUCAAGUUCUCCCGUCAUUCCCAAGGCUUGCGAAUCUUGGGGUACACUCUAAAGAGCUGUGCCUCUGAGCUUGGUUUUCUUCUCUUUUCUCUCACUAUGGCAAUCAUCAUCUUUGCAACUGUGAUGUUUUAUGCAGAGAAAGGAUCUUCAGCCAGCAAGUUCACCAGCAUCCCAGCUUCUUUUUGGUACACUAUUGUCACCAUGACAACCCUUGGUUAUGGAGACAUGGUUCCCAAGACGAUCGCUGGCAAGAUAUUUGGCUCCAUUUGCUCACUGAGUGGUGUGCUUGUCAUUGCUCUGCCUGUCCCAGUUAUUGUUUCCAACUUUAGCCGGAUUUACCAUCAGAAUCAGAGAGCUGACAAACGACGAGCACAAAAGAAAGCCCGGCUGGCCAGGAUUCGCGUGGCCAAGACUGGCAGUUCCAACGCCUACCUUCACAGUAAGCGCAAUGGCCUCCUUAACGAAGCACUGGAGUUGACGGGGUCUAUGGAAGACGAGCACAACAUCAGCAAAGCCACUUCUCUAAUUGAAAGUCAGCAUCACCACCUACUGCACUGCUUGGAAAAAACAACUGGAUUGUCCUAUCUUGUGGAUGAUCCCCUGUUAUCUGUACGAACUUCCACUUUCAAGAACCAUGAGUUCAUUGACGAGCAGAUGUUUGAGCAGAACUGCCUGGAAAGCUCAAUGCAGAAUUACCCGUCCACUCGCAGCCCCUCCCUUUCAAGCCACCAAGGCUUGACCACCUCCUGCUGUUCUCGACGCAGCAAGAAGACAACACACCUCCCUAAUUCCAGCGUGCCAGCGACCCGGCUGCGGAGCAUGCAGGAGCUCAGCACCAUACAUAUCCAGUGCAGUGAGCAGCCCUCACUCACAACAAGUCGAUCCAGCCUCAAUAUGAAAUCAGAUGAUGUGCUGAGACCGAACUGCAAAGCCUCCCAAAUAACAACAGCAAUCAUCAGCAUCCCAACACCGCCAGCACUAACACCAGAAGGUGAAAGCAGGCCUCUCCCAUCCAGCCCCAGCCACUCUACGAACAUUACCACUGCGAGCAGCAACAUUGUCAAGGUUUCGGCUUUGUAAGGCUGUGCUGAUCAAAGGAGGCUGCUUGGAAGGCCAACCUUUCUCUCCCUUUCCCCACUUCCAUGUUCCUUCUUUGCUGCAAAUUGUGCCUAGAUGGAUGGCUGGAUGGACAGAUAGACCAACCUGACCAACAUCUAAGAAUUAACAGUGAGAGCCUAAUGAGGCAGCUUCCUUCAAACUCACGUUCAUGCUGCAGAGUGAGCUCAGAGGAAUUGAGAAGGUGGAGGGGCUGUGGAAAGGUGGUGGAAGGAUCUCUCUUUGUUCAUAAACAAGGUGAACCCUUGUUCCAGGUUGUGAGGCAUAGAAUAGUUUCCAGAAAGUGGAAAAGAAGUCCUGUCAUAGCUACAAGAAAGUCAAUA
This is a messenger RNA of Rhineura floridana, 2330 nucleotides long. RefSeq names its product potassium voltage-gated channel subfamily D member 3 (gene KCND3). Gene Ontology annotation, biological process: potassium ion export across plasma membrane; protein homooligomerization. The record is from RefSeq and is a predicted model, not a curated record. NCBI's taxonomy places the organism in Eukaryota, Metazoa, Chordata, Lepidosauria, Squamata, Rhineuridae. Gene Ontology annotation, molecular function: protein binding; A-type (transient outward) potassium channel activity. Gene Ontology annotation, cellular component: neuronal cell body; membrane; voltage-gated potassium channel complex. The transcript has 7 exons. The coding region runs from base 1 to 1971 and encodes 656 amino acids.